Molecule: messenger RNA, 841 nt
Organism: Cantharellus anzutake
Lineage: Eukaryota; Fungi; Basidiomycota; Agaricomycetes; Cantharellales; Hydnaceae
Product: Flavinator of succinate dehydrogenase-domain-containing protein
Exons: 2
Coding region: 50-565 (171 amino acids)
Biological process (GO): mitochondrial electron transport, succinate to ubiquinone; protein-FAD linkage; tricarboxylic acid cycle
Cellular component (GO): mitochondrion
Source: RefSeq, a predicted model, not a curated record
GUGAUUGUGGGAAUUCCAUCAUGUAUUCCCGCUCUUGCACACGAUCGUAAUGUCGACACAGAGGCUCGCGCGACUUGUUCGGAUGCCUGUCCUAGGCGGUCAUCGAAGCCUCUCGUUCUCGUGUCAAAAUUUUGAGAAGGAUUUUCGAGACCCGUUUCCUCUACCGCUUUCUUCGGAUAAGUUCAUUCAGACAGAUCAAAUUGAUGAGAGUCUUUUGCCUCACCCUAUCCCCCGGCCCAACGAGUCACUCGAUUCUCUGAGAGCGCGCCUCAACUAUCAAUCCAGGAAGCGAGGGACUCUGGAAAAUGACUUAUUGCUCAGCACAUUCGCUAAAGAGCACAUUACCACUAUGACUCGCGCCGAACUCGAGGAAUUUGAUAAACUCAUGGAUGAACCUGACUGGGACAUCUAUUAUUGGUCGAUUGACAAGAAGCCACCUCCGUCACGAUGGGCUGGUACUAGGAUUCUCGAAAAGCUGCGUGUCCACGCCAGGAAUGAGGGGAGGGUGGUGCGGCGGAUGCCCGAGCUCCCACAUUUGGACCGGCGGCCAUUAGAGAACGUGUGAUUGCGCUGAAUCGGCCGUAACAUUGGCUUGGGGGCUGCUGGUCGAAGUAUUGGUGUCCAACGAGCUGGGCAUUGCACAUUCGCUACCUUCCGACCAAUUUCAUUUGUAUUGUGCGCAUAACAGUUAUGUACGCAAUAUACAAGGCAUGGGAACUUCGGUCACCCCCCGGCUUCCUUGCAUUGCUAGGCAAAUGAGCAGCGUAUUCCUGAUAGUCUCGGCCCGUAACAGUAGUGACCAGUCUGGAUCCUAGGCAGGACUCCGGCCCCUAUGACUUCA